CGGUCUUGAUCAUCGCUACUUCUGUCAUUACAUCUCAAGAUUGCCCAAUAGGCGUCGAGAACUCGCCAUAACUCUAACCGCACAUUGCGGAGACGGCUGUUAACCUUGCUUAAUCCUGCGUCAAAGGACCUUCCGCCAGUGUCGUGAGAACUACAACUGCUGCCCUUCGGACAACGGCAGAACCACCGACGCGGAUCCGAACAUACAUCUCCUUGUUGUCCGGCCUACCUGACCCUCUGGACAGUGCAUCUCUUCUCCCUGUGAGACCAUGUCGCUUCGUGGACAAUGAAUCACCCCACCUCUUGGUGCUAGUUCUGGGUCUGGACACGUCGCAGUCGCUGUGUCGCGGCGGGGGACACACCAGAAGGUCGCUUGGGUCAACAUUAACCAUAUUUUCGACCACCUACGGUUGAUUGGACUCCUCGCAGGCUCCGUUCAGUCUCUGACACGAUGAACGACGUUCACGUACAAAGGCAGAGAAGUGAGAGCGAAGGUGCAGGACAGGUGCCAGAGACUUACGGCGCAGACCUCUCGUUAGGAUCAUCCAGCUCAAAUCGCGCUCAACAUUCCGUUGCCUCCUCCACAGCACAGACUUCCAUCGACCUUACCCAAACAACAGCUUACUCGUCUUUCGAUAGCCACCAUGCCUCUGGUGAAGCUGCCAAGCCAGAUUCUGACUUCUUGGGUAUGGUCAUGAAUUGGGGAGCCAACGACAAUAACAGGCGGUCAGAUGUGCGGACAAGUCAGAUGCUCAGCGGUAGUGUGUUUGGCCAAUCUCCCGUUACCCACGGCCCACCUGGUCCUCCUCGUGAGUGUAUCAUCUUGCGGUCAAGUCGAGACUGUGUACUUACUAGUGCACGCGUUGAAGCUUCUGCGCCGCCUCCUCCGCCCCCAUCUCACCAAAGUCAGGCUCCAAGAGCUUCCCGAAUCCCGAUCCAAGCCUUUCGUCGGAAUACCUCUGGACAAGCUCCACCACCGACCCUCCCGCCGCCAACCAGCGCGCUCCCUGCGCUACCGACUGGAGCUCCUCAGGAGCCUUCAACACCAUCGAGGUCCGGGAGCACUGGCUCACAUUCCCCUCGAGCUUCCUCUCAUCGACAAUCCGCAACUCCUCCUCCUCGUUCUACUUCUCUUCUCUCUCCAGCACACCUGGUCGAGGCCGAAUCAUCCGCUGGACCUUCAACCUUGUCCUCAAAUCCCUCACCCUCAUCUCCGCUUCGCUCAACCCAUUCCAAGUCGUCUCGCACGCCUUCUCGUCAUCUAUUACAAUCUGCCCUGGAUCUCGCACAACGUGCAGUGGAAAUGGACAAGAAUAAUGACGUCCUAGGCGCUCUUGAUGCGUACAGAGAGGCUGUCGCCCGUCUGAAGAACGUCAUGGAGCGUGUUGGAGUGGAACCGGGUAAAGAAGAAGGGCGAAAGCGCAGAAACACUUCCGGCAAGACUGAAGAGGAAGGCCGCACGCUCAAAGGAAUUCAUGACGCGUACGUCGCUCGCAUACAGUUGUUGAUCUCGUAUGAAAACCGAGAUGAAGCAGUAGACAACACGCCACCCGCAACGUCUGUCUUAUCGUCGACCAAUCCAUCCAUGUCUACAUCAACACUCGUCCCCAAAACUCCCCCAUUUGAAGCUUCUCAAGCUGGGGAGAGAACUCCGAGACCGUCCAUCGAUGUGACGGCACGUGAUCUCGGUGCACUAUCUUUGAACACUAACGAGGACACCGUUCGCCAUGAUUCCGCUCAUAACGAGCUCGCUUCGCCAUUCGCAUCUGGUCGACGACCGACAGAUUCAGGCUUCCACCGGCAAGACCUUUCAAUGGCAGCUGGUGGCGCUCAGGGCCAAGCGCCUUUUGGAACUCCACGGAGCACUUCGCAAAGCCUAUCGCGCGAAUCUCCGCAAUCUUCCCAACAAAGUCCAGAUAUCAUGUCACCCGCGUCGUCGACACGCAGUAGAGGUAGCAGGCGUAAGGUCUCGCGCCCAUCUGUCGGCUUGGAGUCAGAAUUGGAUUUGCAAAUCUCGGAGGGAGAGGAAGACAUGGAAAUCCUGGACAAGACUCCACAAAUCGCCAGUUCAUCGAGAAUGAGCACGAGCGAGACAAGUCAAUCGUCGCCCCGGCGAUCGUCUGGGGUAGUGGAUACUGAUCGACCACUGCCGCCUUUGCCACCACCAAUGAGUCAUUGGGUGGAUGGUCAGCCGAAGAUCCAUGCGCGACAGGCGAGUCUGGGAAGAAGCUCCAUGCUCGUUAGCCCUUCUACAGCCUUGGGAACGAUCUCGCAACGGCGACAAAAAGGUAUCGCUGAUCCACCAGCAUCGGCGCAGAACUUGCAGCAAGCAUCCAGCGAGGGACUGUCAGCAUUCAGUGGGACUUCAGCCUUCCCCACCCGUGUACCCUCUGACCGACAAUCCUCCGGACUCUCGUCCUUACUCCCCACCCGCCUACGUACGCGCUCACAACCUGGACGUGUGGGUCCGGAGGAGAUACCACCGCUGCCCACUGCCACAAUCAGGCACCAAGCGUCUUUUAGCUCGCAACACAAGCCAUCCAUCGCGAGCCUGAACCAUGGGGAUAAGACUGGUUCAGACACAUCCCGAUUCGAUUCAAAUUCAUUGGUCCCACCACCUUCUGCGUCACCCAUGUCUCUCAGGUCUGUGGGACGCUCACUCAACCCUCCGCCAUCCUCUGUCAUUUCUGCCUCCGGCGCUCUCAUGUCACCAUUGCCAGAAAGCCAGCCCAAAGAUCUCGUACAUCGUCCCUUCCACCUCUUGCGUCUUUUGCAGCGGUCCAUGGACCCAAGCAGCUCUGGAUCCUACCUCACGGCCAAGAUACAUAUCUCUUCCGCCGUGUGGAAACCUGCCAUUUGGCCAAAGACGGCUUCCGGCGUCAAGGCUUUGGGCCCACCAAAGAUUGCAGGUCAGGAAGCCAAAGUGAGAAUUAUGGAAAGUCUCAUCAUCAACAUUGGUAUUAUCUCUCGGACGGGCUUGAUCUUAUUAGAUGGACCCCGAGACUUUACACCACCGGAUGGUACGGAGGGGGUGGGUGAUCCUAGCGUCAGCAGGUCCAUGAGUGCGAUGGCAGAUGAGCUUUGCGGAGCCUUUGACGCGCUUGAAGAGGAAAUGGACGCCGGACACAAGCUUUUGAGUAAAAAUGGUGUGGUCGUUGGCGCUUGGAAGGGCAAAAAAUCGGGUACUGGCAUGUCAUGGGGCAACAAGCUCUCCAAGACAAUGGACAAGAUUGCCAACAAUAAGGCGGUCGAAUCGCCAGAUCGCUACGUAGAUCUGCUGUACAGCUUUUGUGCCCAUAUUCAGGUCAUCAGCGACCACCUAUCAUGCGCCCUGGGUCCCUGCACUCAAAACUAUUCAUCGCUAUCCGAUAGAUCUUUCAACGAGCUCAAAGCUCGACUCUUACGUGCUUCUGAUUUUGUCAGUCUUGUCGUUGUACCUUGGAUUUUGGACGAUUUUAAGCAAUUCUUCUUGCGAUAUCUGAAGGGAGGGGUUAGGUACAUGGAGGAAUAAAGGCCAGGGUGGAUUUGUCACCUGAGCUGGUUGCAUCGUAUCUUGAACGAGCACACUGUUCCGAGUGUUCAUGUAGAUGUUGACGGAU
Messenger RNA from Kockovaella imperatae, 3598 nucleotides. RefSeq lists its product as hypothetical. The record is from RefSeq and is a predicted model, not a curated record. The transcript has 7 exons. Lineage: Eukaryota; Fungi; Basidiomycota; Tremellomycetes; Tremellales; Cuniculitremaceae. Bases 451 to 3510 code for a protein of 1019 amino acids.